UUCCUAUGUUCCGAAAUCGUGCCAUGUUCUAGGAAUGUACUUCCCAUGUUAGGGAAGUUCACUUGAUGGCUUACUAAUAUACACGCCCUUGCAAUGUUAGGCCUAUGUAAGCGCCUCGCACAAUCCGGGUUGUCCGCAGUGGGAGCCGGCGGUGAACGCGACUUUUCGACGCCACCAGUUGGCAUGUGGUGGCGGGAGGAGGAAUGUCCAGAUACGGCUAGACGGCUGUGGCGUGAAGAGGCCGACAGCUUCUUCGGCAUCCGGAUAUGGACGCACCUUGGCAGGAUAUGGGCGCCUGUUCGGACCGGCGUGAAGAGCGAUCGCCUUUCGACUCGGAGCGCGUCAACUGUGGCGGCCCAUGGCGUCAGCGUGCUCCCGUCACCCAGUGCCUGUUCCUGGCUCGGUCAGCCCGCCUUCGCAGAGCCACUGGGGCCCGAGCGGCAGCGGUGCGGGGCCGAGCGAGACGACGAGCAGUGUCUACUGUAUGACCAGCACGCGAGACGGGGCAGCGAGGACCGCUGCGGCCAGGAUCGCUCGCGAACAAGCUGGGUGAUGGCGGCAUAUGGAGGAGGAAGGGACGCGUCUGAUUGGCUCCCGACAGCGCGGCCCUGGAUGCGGUUAGGCCCGGACAUGCUGGCAACCGCGCCUCUGCACGAACGUGUUGCGUGUCGCCGCUCGCGGACAACACUCGACUGCUGGUCGACUCAGCCACCGCGUCGCCCGGGCGGACUACUUUAUGCUCCUCUAACUGCCCCUCCUGCCCGCUCCUUUCGUCGCUGCUCGCGCCCCGCCCUCCGACGGCAGUCCUCGCAGCUCCUGUGUCGCAAUCAGCGUGUGUCGUUUUAGACUGCCUCGUAUAUUUAGAGCCAUAGAGGGGCACCCCAUCGCUCCAAGCCGUGCAAGCCGCCCCGACGAGUAGAAGAGUAUAGACUCCCCGCCCCCGCCGCUCGCGCCCCGUGUCCAGUUCUCCUCCCGACCUGCGUGGUGGUCCCCCGUCUGAUUGCGCGCGACGAGAAGCAGGAAGGCGAGAUCUGCUGGGGCCUCUAUCUCUGUUGUCUAUCUUCUUGCGCACCUGCCAGCUAUCUGCCACGGCCCCAAUCACACCGCCAGCCUCCGCCCGAACACACGGGCUGACAGAUCCCCUCGCUGCCUUUCUCGUCUUUUCUCA
Messenger RNA from Fomitopsis serialis, 1168 nucleotides. RefSeq lists its product as uncharacterized. Bases 94 to 846 code for a protein of 250 amino acids. The transcript has a single exon. The record is from RefSeq and is a predicted model, not a curated record. NCBI's taxonomy places the organism in Eukaryota, Fungi, Basidiomycota, Agaricomycetes, Polyporales, Fomitopsidaceae.